GUGCAGUAAGCUAGAAUGAGAAAAACAGACUUAUCUUACUCUAAUUUAUUGCACCAGUGUAGUGACAGAAGACAUUAAACUGCCUUCUUUUUGCCCAUCACUGUACAACACUUGAAAGAAAGAUUAGACAUUUGACGCGAUCUAAUACGUCCGUCUUUUCUUCCUGGGAAACAGACUCCUAUUGGAUAUCGAGUGCGUCUGGAAUUGAAAAGAAUAUGGUAUUUUGUAAACCGUUUGUUCGAAACAUUUUGAAACUACAAAGAAAAGGGAUUCCCUGCCCUUUUAUCGUCACGACUAUGUGUAUGACUGCCAAGUAAAUCAACCAAGGAGACCAUGGCAGUAAGGUGUAACCGUAAUUACGAGGCAAUCUGGGAUUGGCAUCCGGAGAUGAUACUCGUCUCGGAAUCGCCCGUCACCUGGAAAGGCUUUCUGAUCGUCUCGCAUUCGUCCUACGUUGCUGGCGAUGCUCGUUGUUCUAGGGUCAAGUUGAAGCUAGCUAUGCCCGAUUAUCCGUCCUUCGACAAUGCGCAGAUCGCCUUCGGCAGGCACAUUGCUCUCCUGCGGAACAGAGAAUUCAGCAGGAGGGUGAAGGACUUGAUGACGUCCGCACAAACUGUACUGUCGUUCUUCACGCAGUUACAGUCACUCGUUAGCCAGUAUAUGCUUAACACAGAUAGUAAGAGCCGUAUGAUCGACUUCAAGUCUACGAGAGAUUUCCUACAAGAUGUGAGAACAGCACUUCAGAAUCCAUCUAAUGUGCAGUUAUCAAGUGAUCGGGAUCUAAAUACUAUCAAGUUAUCAUUAAGAGGAGUGUCUCUUACGUUGCAAAGAUGCAACGACGUUGGAGCUCCCUGGAAAGUAGUCUCUUCCGACAUGCCUGCUAUUCCCACGUUCGAAAAGAAUGUAACUAAUUUGAGCAUCGCGAUGACAAAGUUCAAGUGGCAAGUGGAAUUAUUGGAAAGAGCGUGGGAACAAUUAAGAGAGAUUGAUGAGAAUUGUUGGGUAAUUGAUCCACCGGAACCGAACAAAAGUCACAUGUACAGACGCAUUCAUUUGUCGCAAUCCUUGUCUGUGACGAUUACAAUAGAUCCGCUGAAUCCCACUGUUUUGCAGUCAAUUACAUUCUCGGGCAGUGACAACGAGGUGAAGAGACAAAAGGAGGAGGUUAACAAUAAUCUGAAGAACUGGAAUCGGGACUGUAAUAUUCUAGAAAAUCUAAGAAUUAUGUUAAAUACGUAUGAAUUUCCCGAGCAGCAGGAAAGUAUGGACGACUCGAAGGGCAUUAUCGGCAGUCGUGAAUGCGGCAUAUGCUUCUCCGAAAAAUCCGAGACCGACGAAUUGCCGCAUAAGAUAUGCAAUAACGAGAGGUGCAUGAAGCAUUUUCAUUCAGCAUGUUUAUCAAGGUGGUUACAAAUGAACGCUGAGAAUCAAGUUGUGUUUGGCCACAUCUAUGGCAAUUGCCCGCAUUGUAAGGAAAAGAUUUCCUGUCCUAUUGAAUGACAAAGAGGUACAUGCUCUACCGACCUAAAUCCCGCGACAAGAUGUACUCUUGUCAGCUCCGCUUCGUCGUCGACGAUCGCUUU
This is a messenger RNA of Vollenhovia emeryi, 1583 nucleotides long. It is a transcript of the gene Fancl, whose product is annotated as E3 ubiquitin-protein ligase FANCL. Gene Ontology annotation, biological process: protein monoubiquitination; interstrand cross-link repair. Gene Ontology annotation, molecular function: ubiquitin protein ligase activity. The coding region runs from base 334 to 1500 and encodes 388 amino acids. The transcript is spliced from 9 exons. Lineage: Eukaryota; Metazoa; Arthropoda; Insecta; Hymenoptera; Formicidae. The record is from RefSeq and is a predicted model, not a curated record. Gene Ontology annotation, cellular component: nucleus; Fanconi anaemia nuclear complex.